AUGCUGCAUCGCUUCGCGGCCUUCGCAAGCCUUUGCGGGACGCAGGCUGUGGUCGGCCCGUCGAGCGGUUGUGGCUCGCACCGGCGCUGCACGAGCCUGGAACCAGGUGAAUGGCUGGCGCCAGGAGAGUGGCUCACGAGCCCAAAUGAUCGGUACAUUGCAGUCUUGCAAGCAGACUUUCUCGAAGUCCUCGAGACAGCGAGCUUCAGAACCCGGUGGGCAACUCCAGCUGAAGGAAGAAGAGUUCAAUCGAGCGGUGUUUUGACAGCUGCACAUGUGGCGGAUGGCAGCUUGCUUCUGGAAGCUGGCAUUGAUGGGGGUGGGCCGUGGAUUCAGCACCUUCCGCAUCAAAGGAGCGUCAACAUCCGCUUCACGAUCACUGCCACGCGUGGUGGCGGUGAUGCACGUAUGCCUCAGGGCGUACAGUUGUCAGAGUUUCUGCUCUGGCGUGCAGGCAAGCCAGUCCAGCCAGCUGCAUCCAACGUGAGCUGCACUGCCGGUGUGGGCCCCUCCUACCAAGGACCUCGGAAUGCAGUGGAUGGAAACUUGAGAACCAAGUGGUGGGUGUCAUCGGAGCCCAAUGUCACCCUGGCGAUGGAUUUUUCGCACCUCCCUCGCGAUGGACCCUUCCUUUUUGGCUUUACGACCGGCGAUGACAUGCCCUCACGAGAUCCUGUCCAGUGGCUCCUGGAAGCCUCGCUGGAUGGACAGUCGUGGAUGGAGCUACACCGCCAAGACACAAACUUUGCCACGCCGACGUCGCGGUUUUCAAUGACGCGGCUGUUCGAUGUUACGACGAAAUUUGUAGAGCUGCUGGGCCGAGCCCACGUCGAUGAGAGAAGGAACUCGCCUUCCAACGCAGCUCUGCCGGUGGCCAUGGUGUUGACGGACCUGGGUGCUCUUACACUCAAACAACGCAGCUCCUUCCUCAGCCGCGACCCUGUUUCCAAUGAUUCUCCCGGGAUGGCCAUCUGUUGA
This is a messenger RNA of Symbiodinium sp. CCMP2456, 978 nucleotides long. The record is from the annotation of a GenBank genome assembly. Lineage: Eukaryota; Dinophyceae; Suessiales; Symbiodiniaceae.